ACAACAGGCCAGUGGCAUACUGGUAUUCAUUAGGUAUCUGACUUACUAAAUUUAACAGGACAUCCUACACUAUGCUAUUGCUACCACAAAUAAAUUCAAUUUUGUGAUGCUACUAAAUAGUAAGUAAAUCAAAUACUUUUAUACACAACUUAAGAGGACGUGAUACCCGCAUGUGUUGUCUCCGUCUUACAAGUGCGUAACAUAGCAAAUUUUACGCUCAGAAAAACACGUGUAGCUCCGUUAAUUUAAAAAUUAGAGUGAAUUGGCCUCUUAUAAAAUCUAAAGGUAAGAUUAUUAUCUAGGCAACCUCGUAGGCUUUUUAGUAUAUUUUAAUUUUAAAGCGAGUUAUGAGUAUUAUAAGAUGUAUAAAAAAUUUACGAUUUUAAAAUACUCAUAACUCGCGUUAAUAUACUGACCGGUUGUAAUUAAUAAAACUUAGAAGAUGGUCAUUGCCCAUUGCACAUUAAUUACAUGUAAUAUAAAUUAGUACACAAGAAUAAUUAAUUCAUUAAAUGAAACUAUCCAUGCAGUGGCGGAAUUAUGGGGGGGGGGGGAUAUAUCUCCCCAGAGGCUUUUUUUCUAGAAUAACCAUAAUUAAAUUCCCGUAAGCACUUGGCUUUAAACGAUUUUAAGUAAUUAUAAAACUACGAUAGCUCAACAAUUACAAUACCUAUAUGACAAGACAAUUGUUCCUACAGCUCACGGACUAAGAUAAAAUGGACUGGAGACGACAUGGUCUGUGGGAGUUGGGGGACGGCCACGAAAAGGUGUGCUUUGCCUUUUGUAUAUACAUUCGUAGCCGUGAUAAGCUGCUUGAAUGGACUUACGAUGUUAACAGUGCAUCGGGACAUUAAGUUAAACCCCUAUGACGUACUGGAUAUUUUGGCGAAAAAAACAAAAAGGAAAAUUGACUUGAUAUCAUAACUUAUUAAAAAUACAUUUAAUCUUAUUUAGCACUUACUAAUGGAGGAAGACGUCCUAUACUUUGGUUAUGCAUAAUUUGUCAUGGUUUGGUUGUUGAGAGUAUAUGUUAUAUUAUGCCUGAAAUAGACAAUUUUUGGCAUAGUACUGCACCAGUUAUGUUUUUCAGACAUAGGCUUCCGUUGUACGUCAUAAUCUUAUAUUCAGUAUUUUAUUACAUAGCAAUUGAAAUAGCGUACAGGACAAACAAAACAAAAGUAGGUUUUAUAGUUACUGUAGGAUUAAAUGUAUUUUUGAUUGAUUUACCAUAUGAUAUAAUGGGUAUAAAAUUUGUUCAUUGGACUUGGCAUGAUACAGACCCAAACAUAGAGGACCGAAUGUAUUGGGUACCAUGGACUUCUUAUUAUUUUCAUAUGGUGUUUUCUGCAAGCUUUGUUUUUUGGUUUUUCAUAAAAGGUGUAAAUCUUGACCAAACAUAUACAUCCAGAACGGAGAUCUUAACUUCUCUAAAAGCAAUAUUCCUUAGUACACCCUGCGGAAUAUUAUGUUUUUCUGUACUGUAUCACCCAUUACAUGAUCUGUGUGAUGUCCCAACACAAACAAUAACAGUGUUUUUAAUGUCAUUAUACAUUAUGUUGUCUAUUUUUAAACGCAAACCUAGAAAAAUGUUUCACCGUCCAUCUACUAUGAUUUUGUAUCUUAUUGUGUACUAUGCUACAUUUUUGUGUUUUGCAAUAUGGGGUAAACCGGAAAAUGAAAUUUCAAUUGGACCUCAUGAAGAAAUUGGUCCGUGCAAUAUUACUGUUUCAUCUUUUGGAACAGAAUUAAAAAAACGUAAAUAUUUAUGUAUUGAAGACUAUAAUGAAGAUUUUGAUUUCCAUUGUGUGAAUGAUGUCCCUUCUCAACAUAGCCUAAUGUAUACAAUAUGUGGAACACCUUUUAAGAAUCGGACUGAAUAUAUAAUUUUAUUAAUCACAAUCAUUAUAGUAGCAUUUACACAUUUCAAUGAAUCAUUUAAAAUAAUAAAACAAACUAAAAAAUCUCAUUGAUAAUAUCAAAAGUUUAUUAUUAAGCUAGAGAAAUACGAAAAUAAUAAUAAAAGUACAAAUUUAACUGUUGACAUAUAAAGUAUUCAUCAAAUAUUUUAAAUCUGUUCUAUACCUCAUAUUUAUCUGGUUGAUGUAGUAAUUCUUGAAAUCGUUCUAGUCGAUUAUAAAUUUUUAU
Messenger RNA from Metopolophium dirhodum (rose-grain aphid), 2145 nucleotides. RefSeq lists its product as uncharacterized. The transcript is spliced from 5 exons. The record is from RefSeq and is a predicted model, not a curated record. The coding region runs from base 1038 to 1970 and encodes 310 amino acids. Lineage: Eukaryota; Metazoa; Arthropoda; Insecta; Hemiptera; Aphididae.